This is a messenger RNA of Hippocampus zosterae (dwarf seahorse), 858 nucleotides long. RefSeq lists its product as uncharacterized. The record is from RefSeq and is a predicted model, not a curated record. Gene Ontology annotation, cellular component: autophagosome membrane; cytosol; autophagosome. The transcript is spliced from 5 exons. Gene Ontology annotation, biological process: cellular response to nitrogen starvation; macroautophagy; autophagy of mitochondrion. NCBI's taxonomy places the organism in Eukaryota, Metazoa, Chordata, Actinopteri, Syngnathiformes, Syngnathidae. Gene Ontology annotation, molecular function: ubiquitin protein ligase binding; GABA receptor binding. Bases 166 to 519 code for a protein of 117 amino acids.
UUGUUGUAGUAGCGUAACAGGACAGUCGACAUCUUUGGACUUCGGAUUUCUCAAAAAGGUUAAUUUGAGCGCAAUCCGUUUUUUCCAUGAUAAUUGAUUUGCUGACGCCGUAAACAAUCGGGGAUUUUGGCCGUGGUCUGAAAUUGAGUCGAACCGUCUUGAAAGAUGGCGAGUCCGUACCAGCGCUCGAUUCCGCUGGAGGUGAGGAGAGCGGAAGGAGAGCGUGUCCGGGCCAAGCAUCCCGACAAGAUACCGAUCAUCGUGGAGAGGGCCCAGAGGUCACGUGCUCCCGAACUGGAUAAGAAGAAGUACUUGGUGCCCUCAGAUUUAACAGUGGGCCAGCUGUGUUUUCUCAUCCGCCAGCGCGUGUCGUUGAGACCAGAGGAGGCGCUCUUCUUCUUCGUCAACAACUCCAUGCCGCCCUCCAGCUCUCCUCUCUCUGCAGUCUAUGAGGAACACCACGACGACGACUUGUUUCUCUACCUGACCUACAGCAACGAGAGCGUCUACGGCGCCUGAAGGGGACCAUCACGCCUCCGCGUCGGCGACAACGAGAAAGUGGGGGAGAAGGAAGACGCCGUGAUUGAUAUGCCUACAAUCAUGUAUGCGUAAAACAGGCUAAAGGUGGCAGUUUCAUUUAGUAUUAAAUGUUUACUGUACCGUCUUUUUUUUUUUUGGUUUUGGGUUCCUUUCAUGAUGAUUUUUUUUUUUUAAAGAAAGAAAAGCAAUGGAAAAGUGAAGCUCCCCUUAUCUUUCUCACGUGUAUUUAAUGAACAUAGUUUUGUUUUUAUAAAUGCCGCAAUUAUGGAUUUUUUUUUGGGGGGGGGGUGGAAAAUAAAGAUGACACAAACAUGGUAA